AGGGAAUAUCUUUUAUUGGAUCAACUUCUGAGCUUACAGAGGGCUCUUCUUCAGGUCUGGGAUCUCUCUUAUUGUUGUCAAUUUGAUUUAACCCUCUCAGACCAAGCUUCUCCUCUGUGCCCUGGUGGAUCAGGCUGGAGGUGAUGUCCCAGGUGUGCAAGGCAGCACUGGAGAGGAGUACUCACAUUCCUGCCACACUCAGGCUCACUGGGGCAUUUGGCCUCCGUUCAGGCAAAAUGUUCAUCGGGGGACUGAGCUGGCAAACCACGCAAGAGGGCUUGAGAGAAUACUUCAGCCAGUUCGGGGAGGUGAAGGAGUGUCUGGUGAUGCGGGACCCGCUGACAAAGAGAUCCAGGGGGUUCGGGUUUGUCACAUUCAUGGACCAGGCCGGUGUGGACAAGGUUCUGGCCCAAUCCAGACAUGAGCUGGACUCCAAGACGAUCGACCCAAAAGUAGCAUUCCCCCGCCGAGCACAGCCCAAGAUGGUAACGCGGACGAAGAAGAUAUUUGUGGGGGGUCUCUCUGUGAACACUACCGUGGAGGAUGUGAAACAGUAUUUUGAGCAGUUUGGGAAGGUGGAUGAUGCUAUGCUGAUGUUUGACAAGACAACCAACCGACACCGAGGGUUUGGAUUUGUCACAUUUGAGAGUGAAGAUAUUGUGGAGAAGGUGUGUGAGAUCCACUUCCAUGAGAUCAAUAAUAAAAUGGUGGAAUGUAAAAAAGCUCAGCCAAAGGAAGUGAUGUCCCCCACUGGCUCUGCGAGAGGGCGGUCCCGAGUGAUGCCUUAUGGGAUGGAUGCCUUCAUGCUUGGGAUUGGCAUGCUGGGUUAUCCAGGUUUCCAAGCUGCCACUUAUGCCAGUCGGAGUUACACGGGCCUUGCGCCUGGCUACACUUAUCAGUUUCCCGAAUUCCGUGUAGAGCGGACCCCUCUCCCGAGUGCCCCCGUCCUCCCCGAGCUCACAGCAAUUCCCCUUACUGCAUAUGGACCGAUGGCGGCAGCAGCGGCGGCAGCAGCUGUAGUGCGAGGGACAGUUUUGCUUCCUCCCUUAGGUUCUACUCCGAGCCGCACUGGUGGGUUUCUGGGCACUACCAGUCCUGGGCCAAUGGCAGAGCUUUACGGAGCAGCCAAUCAGGAUUCAGGGGUCAGCAGUUACAUCAGUGCUGCGAGUCCAGCUCCAAGUACUGGCUUUGGUCACAGCCUAGGGGGUCCCUUGAUUGCAACGGCUUUUACCAAUGGGUACCACUGAAGCUAGCGACCAAGGAGGCAGGAGAUUCCCCAGUGACCUAACCAAGGACAGCGGGCUGGAGGAUCUGGUGAGCCUUGGAGGAUGAGCCAAGGUUUCCUUUUUAUUGAAUAAAACUGCACACUGCCGGCUGGCUGCCAGGCUCCUGCUGACCUGCCCUGAUCUCUCCCAUUGAACAGACCACACUGGACUGAACCCAAGGAGAUCAUCUCGCUUUCUUACUAACCACCGAUGGUUUACGCUUCUCCCUCCCCCAACCCACCGAUUCUUCUUUAUUUAUUUUAUUAGCUGGUAGUUUUAUUUUUUAUUUUAUUUUUUUAUCUUUAUUUUUUGGGGGGGUGACCCUCUUUUUCAUUGUUUGCUCUUUCCUGAGCUAGUAGACAUAUUUUAUGAAUUGGCUUUGUGAUCGUGUUAGGUAGUUUUUAAUGAGUAUUUUUAUUUGGCUUUGAAAUUGUUUUGAAUCUUUUCAACUCUGUUGUUGUCAACAUUUUUAAAGGACAGUAUGUGAUGUGAAUGCAGUUCUGAAGGGAAGAGAGAGACAGAGAGAGAGAACGCUGAGCAGAACUGACGCUUUUUUUUUUUUUUUUUUUUUUUUAAGAAACUGUUUUUAAUUGUUUCUGUUUUGUAAAUGUGAGGUUUUGAAAUGUGUGAAGCUCCAAGGAUCUGAAAAGGUGGGACAUCGCUACAGAACAAAACAAAAUGUAUAUUUUGCUAAGUAAAAACACUACCCUUACAGCUGAAAGUAUUUUUGUUUUCCUAGAUUUAGUUUUCCGUGGGGUUUUCUUUUUCCUAGUGUAUAAUAUGUAAAUAUCGUGAGGUGAACCUGGCUGCAGCCUGACUCAAGGAGCAGCUCAGGGUUCCUGAACCUGGCACCUCAGUGUGAGCAAUAUUCUCCAGCAGAAUCCUGACAGGACUCCUUUCUUUUUUUGUACACCUUUUACUGUAAGAUUUUAAGACCUCUGAGAUGAAGGGGGGAGAGAGGGGAAUGAAACUUACCGGCCAUCGGCUAUUUUGCUGAGCGGGUUAAAGCUGCUUCCAGUCGCUUGAUGUACAGACUCCAACCACUGGGCUCCCUAAGUGCCAGCAUCUGGUUUGGCUAGGCAAAGGGCUUUACUGCCCCUGCUUGUCUUUGUUAUUUUGAAAGGAAUUGACUCUCCAAACAGUAUCGCUUGUGUCAAAAAGGUCUGGGGAAGGGCAUCAUCUUCUAGGGGGCAGGGUACUGGGAAGGGCUCGUCAGGGGUGGGAUGUGGGGGUGGUCAUUCUCUGAAGGGCAGAGCAUUGGGUGGGGGAAGUCAUUAACUAGGGAGGGAAAAGCACUGGGGGUGGUACUGUAUGGGGGAAGGGUGAGUCAAGGGCUUCUCAGGGAUCAUAUGAAUUCUAGAAUCACAGCUUCCCAUUUGCUUUCCUCUGUGUCCUGAAAUCUGUGGGAGUUCAUCCUCUGUCCUGUAAUUUGAUUAUAUGGUCCCUUCUCCUGAGGCUGCCCAAGCCCUUGUUAAUAAGUGGCCUCUGCUGGGGGGUUGCCUCAAGCAGGAAUUUAAGGGGCAGGUUUGGGUCUGGAUUUGUUUUAAGUGAACCAAAGACCUUGUUAAGGGGGGUGAUUAAGCCUUUUAUUAAGAUGCAGCCCAACACUUUUCCCAGGGAAAUAAUAUAGCUUCAUCUUAAGUUUUAAAAAUCAUUCCCUCUCUUCUCCCAAAAUGAGCCCCAGUAAGUGAGAGGAUUGGAGGGGAGGCCAAGUUGCCCAAAUGGACCCAUUCUUCCCUUCCACUUCCCUAGCUGCAUUGUGGCUAGCUUUGAGACCCAGCAGUGUGGGCCGUGCCUGACCAAGCAAUACAUUUGGAGAGCUCUGUUUAGUAAGAGGUACUUAAUGGGUUAGUACUGAAAACACAAAGCAAUAAUUUUUGUUACUGAGACAAGAGUCUGUAUGUCUGGGUUUUUUUAAUAUUUCCUAAUUAAAGAAGAGCUGCAUUGUAUUGGGUUUAUUUUUAUUCUGUAUACUUCAAAUUUGGGUCUGCAGACAGCGCUUUCUUCCCUCUUGGUACAUGCGCUGAGCUGCUUCUGUGCCCCCUUCCACACACCUCCCAGCCCCACUGUAUUGCCACUGGGCUGUGAUUCGCUCUCCAGCCAGUGCUGCUGCUGCCCAGAGGCUGGGGCUCCGGUUUGAGGGUGGGCAUUUUUAAAAAAGAAAUAAAGCUAUGUUUUGAAGCCAGUAAGUUAUUACACUCCAAUGUUUGUUCUCUCCACACCUGUAACCCUUUUUCCAGAUUUCAGUUUUAAAUUCCUAAUAAAUUAUUUGAAAAUGGUC
Messenger RNA from Malaclemys terrapin pileata, 3546 nucleotides. It is a transcript of the gene MSI1, whose product is annotated as musashi RNA binding protein 1. Gene Ontology annotation, cellular component: cytoplasm. The transcript is spliced from 15 exons. Gene Ontology annotation, molecular function: RNA binding. The record is from RefSeq and is a predicted model, not a curated record. NCBI's taxonomy places the organism in Eukaryota, Metazoa, Chordata, Testudines, Emydidae. The coding region runs from base 144 to 1247 and encodes 367 amino acids.